This is a messenger RNA of Phialemonium atrogriseum, 2108 nucleotides long. RefSeq lists its product as uncharacterized. The transcript has 8 exons. Gene Ontology annotation, biological process: regulation of DNA-templated transcription; DNA-templated transcription. The record is from RefSeq and is a predicted model, not a curated record. Bases 72 to 2108 code for a protein of 678 amino acids. Lineage: Eukaryota; Fungi; Ascomycota; Sordariomycetes; Cephalothecales; Cephalothecaceae. Gene Ontology annotation, molecular function: DNA-binding transcription factor activity, RNA polymerase II-specific; zinc ion binding; DNA binding.
CACCCACCCCUUACCCUUUUUGCCGCCCAAGGCGGAAUUCGUUAGCCACGGCAAAAAUACUUCCAGCAAAGAUGGCUGAUCAAGGUUCCCCUCAUGCACAAGCACCUCCCUCAGAGCCGGCGCAAACUCCGGCGACCCGGACGAUCAGAAAGCGGGCGAGACGAGCGUGUAUCGCGUGCCGAGCCCGCAAGGUCCGUUGUGAUCUUGACCGGCAAGGCACGCCCUGCACCAACUGCAAGCUAGACGCGGCCGAAUGCGUCGUGAAGCCGCGGGCGCGGAAGUGGAUACGAGCCCAGAAGCAAGCAGCAGCCCCCCUACUGCCAUCUCCAGAGCCCGUGGUCACCUCCGCACAGACACCAACCGAUCUGCUAUGGUCUUCCGAGCCAAAUAUCAACGACACCUGCGGCGAAGUCGACGAAGUCCCGGCCUAUGUGACAUGUCAGGACCUGCUCGGAGGCCUCAACGAAGGUCCCAAUUUAGACCUACAGGCACCCUGUCCAUUCCCGACAAUUGUGCACGAAGCAGACUUCAACUCUGGUCCUCCCGCAUCCAGUUCAGCACCAUCUCGACCAUUCCCGGCCACCAUCGGCGAUGCGUCCAUUCUUUCGGGCCACCCCUUCAUCGAGGUCGACUGUCUGUGGAGUCUCCCAGCCGCGGACCUGGCCUUCCUAAAACUACGCGGCUCCUUCCAGCUCCCGCCCCGACCGGCCCUGGACGAAUUUGUGGAGCAGUACUUUCUCCACGUCCAUCCAACCCUCCCUGUCGUGAACGAGUCGGACUUCUGGGACAAGUAUCUGGCCCCGGAUGACUUGUCGCCGGUGGGGAGACGAAUACCACUGUUUGUUUUCCAGGCUAUGCUUUUCAUAGCUUGCCCUUUCGUUGCCCUAUCGACCCUCCGCACGCUUGGGUUUUUGUCUGUUCGCGACGGGCGUUCAGAACUGUAUUCACGAGCAAAGGCCCUCUUCGACACGGAAUGCUACGGCAGUCACGUCGCCGGUGCGCAGGGCGCGCUGAUGCUGACCUACCAUGUGCCCACAAGCAACGACAAGAUCAACACUUACUGGCUAAUAACUGCCAUACACCUAGCCCAGACCGCCCGAGCCGACGAAUACGACAUGAUGGACGACGGCUGCGAGGACAAGGGCAUGCUGAAGCGGCUCUGGUGGUGCUGCAUUCUCCGCGACAGGAUCAUGGCGCUCGGCCUCCGACGCCGGCUGCACAUCCGCUCCACCGACUUCGACUUCACCCAGCCGGGUCUGGACGAAGGGGACUUCGACUCCGAGAUCAGGGGCUCCAAGGUCUACGACCCCGCCAGAAAGCAGGUUCUAGCGCAGCUCGCCGUCUCUCUGUGCGACCUGGCCGUGAUUCUCAGCGGAAUCCUGCCAAUUGUGUCCCCCGCUCGACGACGAGCUGCCAAAGCAAUCGAUGGGCUUGUCAAUCAGGAGAUGCUGGAAACGUAUGCGACGAGGUUGGAUCUGUGGUACUGGACCGCAGUGGGCAAGUUCCAGACGCCGGAGCAUAUCUUUGGCAUGGACGGCUCGAUCACGCUGUUUACCAACAUGAUCUACAUCUACUACCACACAGCCAAGGCGUCCCUCUGCAGCCACAUCAUUUUCACCUCCUUCACAGCCCCAAGCAUCCGGGAUAGCCAGGCCGAUGACCGCCUGCAAGCUCAAGCGGAGUUAGGCAAGUCGCUCCGCGGCAUUACCGACGGCCUGACGGAGCUGGCGCAGCUGGGUCUGGUACGAUAUCUGCCCAAUACCUUCGUGGCCUUCUCGGCCUUCGCCUUCGUCUGGCACAUCCUCGACGCCCAAGGCGCCCGCCGCGACCUGGGCAUCUACAAGGACGUGAUGUGCCUCUUUCGGAACCUGUACGAGAGCACGGACGGCAUGCUGAGCUGUAUCGGGCGGCUAGUGGACCACAUCCGAGGAGGAGGACUGGUUAUCACGGAGCGGCAGACGAAGACCCUGGGGAGGGACACAUGGGCCGAUUUGCUGGUCAUGAAACCAAGGUCGUAUCUACGGAUCGUACUCAUGGUAGACUUCUCCCUGUCCAUGGGACGGAUGCCUGUUGAGGCAGACUUCCCUGAGCAGUUGAGGGUGGCGUGA